This is a messenger RNA of Aphis gossypii (cotton aphid), 2135 nucleotides long. It is a transcript of the gene 26-29-p, whose product is annotated as digestive cysteine proteinase 1. The coding region runs from base 252 to 1934 and encodes 560 amino acids. Lineage: Eukaryota; Metazoa; Arthropoda; Insecta; Hemiptera; Aphididae. Gene Ontology annotation, cellular component: lysosome. Gene Ontology annotation, biological process: immune response. The record is from RefSeq and is a predicted model, not a curated record. Gene Ontology annotation, molecular function: cysteine-type endopeptidase activity. The transcript has 11 exons.
CGGGGAGGGGGUGGUGUCUCGAUCUUUGGCCUCCGAAUUCCGAUUACAAUACGAGAUAAGCCGGUAUUCGGUAAUGACUGGCUGUUGAACUGCACUCCGCUGCAGUGUUUGCUACUCGUCGUUGCCUUUGCACGCAUUGUUGCGUACCUACCGCGAUUAUAUCAUUAUUUCGCGUCCAAACGGGCGAGUCGACCGUCGCGUAAAAACACUGUUACUUUCGUCGUCCGAUCGGAGUUUUCACCUUCGCGAAGAUGACUGCCGUCGUCCAACUGAUUUUCGGGUCGUUCCUGCUGAAUUCGGCCGCGGCUUUAUUGCCCUUGCCCAUCAGCGACUUCUACCCGUCGGACGAGACCACAAAACCCAGUAUACCAAAAUGGAGUUCAAGUCAUUCUGUAGAAGGUGACAUAUUUAUUCCAUUUGCUGAAGUGCAUGAACCAUUUAGUGCUUGGUAUGAUUCCGACUCUGGCAAUAGUCGUAUUGACUAUUAUCAAGGAAUGGCUAAAACAUAUCAAUUAUCCAAUAAAGGCUCUUUUGGCUCAUCUCUUAAAAUUGUUCCUGUUACUACCGAAACAGAAACAAAUACUCUAAAAUGUUUAGAAGUGAAUGGAACUGAUGAAAUGCAUAUUUCACCUCAGUCAACUCUUCCAGACCUAAGUGAUUUUAAGUUAGUCAGUGAACAUUUAGAAAAUGGUAUUGUUGUUGAAAAAUGGGUUUAUAUUAAAAGAGUAGAAAAAACAGUUGGCAAAUAUAUAAUGUGGUUAUAUAGACAAAAUGAUAUUGCUUAUCCAUUGCGAUAUCAAAUGAAUGGAUUUAAUUCAGUAUUUCUAUCACAUUUUGAUGACUAUGUCAUUGUUUACAAACAUUUUACACCAGUGAAGCCUGAUCCAAGUAUUUUCAACGUUGAAGAAUUAAAAUGUGAAUCUUUCCCUGGACCGGGUGUAAACCAUAUUUAUGAUUUUAAUCCUAUGAUGGAGUUCAUAAAUAACUAUGGAGAGUAUAUAGAUUCCACAUUUGAGGAUUUUAAACGACUCCAUAACAAAACGUAUACAAAUGAUACAGCUGAACAUUUUGACCGUAAAAAUAAUUUUCGUCACAACUUAAGAUAUAUUCGUUCAAAAAAUCGAGCUAAUCUUGGUUACACACUUGCUGUCAAUCAUUUGGCUGAUUAUUCCAACACAGAGCUUAAAGCAAUGUGUGGUUAUAGAAAAUUAAAUGAAGAAGAACAUAACGGUGGUGAACCUUUUCCUUACAAUAAAACUGAUUUUCAAAACUUACCAUCUGCAAUUGAUUGGAGGAUUGCUGGUGCUGUAACUGCUGUUAAAGAUCAAUCAAUUUGUGGUUCUUGCUGGAGUUUUGGUACUACUGGUACCAUUGAAGGAGCAUAUUUCAUGAAACAUGGUGAACGUAAAAGUUUUUCUGAACAGGCUUUGGUGGACUGCAGUUGGGGUUUUGGAAAUAAUGGAUGUGAUGGCGGAGAAGAUUUCCGUGCUUAUUCUUGGAUUGAAAAGCAUGGGUUACCUACUGAAGAAGAAUACGGUCCAUACCUUUCCCAGGAUGGUUACUGCCAUAUAGCUAAUAUAUCAAAUGGUGAUCUUACAAAAAUAUCAGGUUUUGUGAAUGUUACAGCAUAUGAUGAAGAAGCAUUAAAAAUUGCUUUAGUCAAUGAAGGUCCAAUUUCUAUAGCCAUUUAUGCUUCAUUAAAAACAUUUUCUUUCUAUUCAAAUGGUGUUUACUACGAUAAAGAAUGCCGUAAUAAUCCACUGGAGUUAAAUCAUGCCGUAUUAUUGGUGGGUUAUGGUACAUUGGAUGGACAUCCUUACUGGCUAGUAAAAAAUUCUUGGUCAACUCACUGGGGUAAUGCUGGUUACAUACUUAUUUCUCGUAAAGAUAACAAUUGCGGUGUUCUCACUAGUCCAACAUAUGUUAUUUUGUAGACUUAUAUUUAAGAUUUAAAAAGAUUUUGUCAUUUUUUUUUUUUUUUAUUAAAUACUCAUUAAGCACUUGAAAGUCUGAGAGUAAAAAAUAAUGAUUUUAGUCUUAAAACAUAUGUGGUAAUAAUUAAUUUUAAUCAUGAAUGGAAAUUAAAAUAUUGUACUUUUUGAUUUAUUUAUAAAUAAACGACUGUUAGUUUUAUA